AUGGAGACAGAGGGUGAGAUGAUCGCAGGGGCAAAGCCCACCAAGAACUCUGCAACAGGAGAAGAUAAGCGGGACGGCCAGUCAAAGGUUCAAGAAAAGAUGGGAAACCCGGCAUUGAUGUUAUCGAGAGAGGAUGUUGGAUUGCUAGGCAUCACCGCUACAGGAAAUUUCUUGGACGCCUACGACUAUUUCAUAAUUAAUCCCGUAUCUACGAUGCUCCAAUACGAGCUAUUUGCGGGGGAUAGCCUCCCACCCAGACUUGAGGGAUACCUAAAGUCAGGCGCAUUAAUAGGAAGCGUUCUCGGCCAGCUGUUAUUCGGCUAUCUUGGAGAUGCGUUUGGAAGGAAGGCUAUAUAUGGCAAGGAACUUUUGACGGUCAUUAUUGGGACUAUAUUAUGUCUUUCCACGCCGACGAGUGUUCUGAGCCCUUCCAACUCCCUCAUUUACCUUGCCUCCUUCCGGAUAAUCGUUGGUAUCGGCAUCGGCGGCGAUUAUCCAAUGUCUUCAAGUAUCACUACUGACCGCACUGAGCCUUGGAAACGAGGAACUGUCCUAUCGUACAUUGUUGCGAUGCAAGGAUGGGGUAGCCUUGUUGGCAGUCUGAUCGCAAUCAUCGUCCUCGCAGCCUACAAGCACGUCAUCAACGACAACGGGGAAGUUGACAAACUGGACGCAGUGUGGAGGAUCACGAUCGGCCUAUCGCUCGUACCGGCCUUUGCUACUAUUUAUCAACGGCUUACUCUGCCUGAGCCACCUCUCCAUUCCGCUGCUCGUCGCAAAUACAUGGAAGCCGAAGACGUCAGCAUACCUGAAUUCUUGGAAUACUUAUCGGAGUGGAAGCACGCGAAGCACCUCAUCGGGACGUGCCUCAGCUGGUUCCUCACCAAUAUCGCGUUUUUUGGCGUGAACCUCAACCAAAACUUCGUUCUCGAACAAAUUGGGUUCCAAGGCACCACAGGAACGCCCUGGCAGAAGCUCUUUAGGGUAGCUACUGGGAGUUUGAUCAUCACGGUGCUAGGCUUCCUCCCCGGCUAUUACUUCACGGUCUUUACGAUCCACAGACUUGGCCGAAAGUGGAUCCAAGUCCAGGGCGCGCUUAUGACGGCUUUAUUCAUGGCGAUAUUGGCGGCCAAGUUCCAAUCGUUGGGCAAGGCUGGAUUUAUUGUGUGCUUCACGCUCCUACAGUUCUUCUUCAACUUCGGAGCGAACAUGACGAUAUAUAUCAUCCCAGCAGAACUAUUUCCUUCGCGGUACAGAGCCUUUGCUCACGGCAUCUCUGCCGCUUCCGGUAGAUGCGGGGCCAUCCUCUCGUCGUUGGUGUUCAACCAACUUAGCAAGAGUGUAGGCACACCUGUAAUUCUGUGGAUCUUCUUUGCAGUAUCACUUCUGACAGUCGUGGUCACAUUGGUAUUUCUGCCAGAGACCAACGGCCGCGACGCCGACGUCAUCUUCGAGAAGGAAUUGCAAGAGAAAGAUGCACGCGCUCGCUCAUCGAGAACUGUGUGA
This is a messenger RNA of Pleurotus ostreatus (oyster mushroom), 1506 nucleotides long. RefSeq lists its product as uncharacterized. The record is from RefSeq and is a predicted model, not a curated record. Gene Ontology annotation, molecular function: carboxylic acid transmembrane transporter activity. Lineage: Eukaryota; Fungi; Basidiomycota; Agaricomycetes; Agaricales; Pleurotaceae. Gene Ontology annotation, cellular component: plasma membrane. The transcript has 18 exons. Gene Ontology annotation, biological process: carboxylic acid transport; transmembrane transport. Bases 1 to 1506 code for a protein of 501 amino acids.